UCUUGCACGAGAUCCUGAUACUCAGGAUAUUGUUUUCUACAGAUUUGGGUGACACAACCGUCGCUGAAGAAAAAGUUUUCUUUCCUAAGCGACAUCUCUUCUCCUAUGGUGUGUUUACUGGUGCAAAGACAUCCUGUCAUUCACUUGACAUCACAGAAAUAACAAAUGACAACUAUCCAAUCAAUUCCAGAGAUUCUACAAGCAAACAUUCAGUUUCCAAUGUUGAUUAAGUAUCGCUAUUUUUUUUUCCAUAGCACAGAAUAUGUGUAGAAGCAGAUUUUUUUUUACAAUCUCUAUUUUCUUACUUUUUCUACAGCUGUUGCAGUCCAGCAAAGCUCGUUCUCGUCAUUUUGUAAGUGGUGUUAAGUGGACAUAAGUGCACUCAAUAACAUGGCUGAUGUCAGCCAUAACAGCUCCUUUAAUCAAAGCUCAGAAUAUGGAAAUGUCUACUGGCCACAGACAGUGUUCAGUGUCUUGACGUUCACACUGCUGGCAAUGCUUGUGGUGGCUACAUUUUUCUGGAACAUGCUCGUCCUUGUCACAAUUCUCAGAGUCAGAACAUUCCACCGUGUGCCCCACAACCUGGUGGCAUCCAUGGCCAUAUCUGAUGUUAUGGUGGCUGCUAUGGUGAUGCCUCUCAGUCUUGUCCAUGAGCUCAACGGUCGGAGAUGGAAGCUGGGCCGAGCUCUCUGCCAAGUCUGGAUAUCUUUCGACGUCCUGUGCUGUACGGCCAGCAUUUGGAAUGUGACCGCAAUAGCCCUUGACCGUUACUGGUCCAUAACGCGCCACCUGGAGUACACGUUGAAGACCCGAAAGAAGAUCUCUAAUGGGAUGAUUGGCUUGACCUGGCUGCUCUCGUCUGUUAUUUCCCUCUCCCCUCUGUUUGGCUGGGGUGAGACCUAUUCAGAGAUGGACAUGGAAUGCCAGGUGAGCCAGGAGCCGUCUUACACCAUCUUUUCCACAUUCGGGGCCUUCUAUCUGCCUCUCUGUGUUGUGCUGUUUGUCUACUGGAAGAUAUACAAAGCUGCUAAGUUCCGUAUUGGAUCCAAGAGGACCAACACCAUCACUCCAGUUGCAGAGGCUGGAGAGGUAAAAGAGGCCUCCAGGCAACAGCCUCAGAUGGUGUUCACGGUCCGCCAUGCUACUGUGACAUUUCAGACUGACAGUGAGACGUGGCGAGAACAGAAGGAGAAGCGAGCGGCUCUGAUGGUGGGCAUCCUCAUCGGAGUGUUCGUCCUGUGCUGGAUCCCUUUCUUCCUCACCGAGCUCAUCACUCCGUUGUGCUCCUGUCACAUUCCUCCGAUAUGGAAGAGUGUCUUCCUCUGGCUGGGCUACUCCAACUCCUUCUUCAACCCACUCAUUUACACAGCCUUCAACAAGAACUAUAAUAACGCUUUCAGGAAUCUCUUCUCCCGCCAGCACUGAGAGAUAGCAGAUGUCUUGGCCUCGGCACAAAUGCCAGUUUAAACCACCCAUUUAGAAGUGUGGUUAUCUGAGCUCUUCAAAAAGCACAGCUUUACAAACGGAAUGAUGUCUGGGCUUUUAAUGCCAGGAAAAGUGACCAAUUGACCCAGUGUCUAACAGUGAAGGACACUCAUCAGAAAUGUCAGUCUGUCCUCUGCAUUCAAUGAAUAUAGACUGAUUCUGGCAUUUGACAGUCCGUUUAUAUUUACAGUUUGACAAUUUUAAGUAUACUAGUUUUAAAACAUUAUGUGACUUCAGUAGAAUGAGUAUAAAUUGAGUAUAUUCAUAACACUUUCUUUUUGAGAAAUGUAUUCAGCAAGGGUGCUUUAAAUCAAGUGACAGUUGGCAUUUAAUUAUACAAAAGAUUUAUAUUUCAAAUAAAUGCUGGUCUUUUGAUAAAAUCCUGUAAAUAAGUAACAGUUUCCACAAAAAUAUUAGCAGCACAACCGUUA
This is a messenger RNA of Pimephales promelas (fathead minnow), 1916 nucleotides long. It is a transcript of the gene htr5aa, whose product is annotated as 5-hydroxytryptamine (serotonin) receptor 5A, genome duplicate a. The record is from RefSeq and is a predicted model, not a curated record. NCBI's taxonomy places the organism in Eukaryota, Metazoa, Chordata, Actinopteri, Cypriniformes, Leuciscidae. Gene Ontology annotation, cellular component: plasma membrane. Gene Ontology annotation, molecular function: G protein-coupled serotonin receptor activity. Gene Ontology annotation, biological process: positive regulation of MAPK cascade; adenylate cyclase-activating adrenergic receptor signaling pathway.